Molecule: messenger RNA, 770 nt
Organism: Phoenix dactylifera (date palm)
Lineage: Eukaryota; Viridiplantae; Streptophyta; Magnoliopsida; Arecales; Arecaceae
Source: RefSeq, a predicted model, not a curated record
AUGAGACGCCCAUGGGAUUUUUAUCCAAACCAAAAAAAGACGCAAUGGGAAGGUGAUUGACCGGCGAAUGAGCUCGAUGCGGCCGUCGGAAGGCGGAGGAGAUGGCCGGGAAGAGGUCGCCGCCGGCGUCGGCGCUGAACGAGUCAGGGAGAGUGGGAAGGACGAGGGCACCCCUCCGCCGGUCCUCCAGGCUCCGGCCCAUCUCAUUGCCCGCGUCUUCUCGCAGCUCGAUUGCGUCGAUCUCCUCAACUGCUCUCUCGUCUGCAAGCAGUGGUAUAGGGAGUCUGCAGAGCUGAGGGAGGGUUGGAAGAAUGAAUACUUGGAGGCCAGGCAUCUGUAUGGGAUGUCCGUUAAAAGGGAAUCACAUCCACCAUCCUCCACCUGCUCUAUAAGAGGUCUGGGGCGUACUCCUUCAGAGGAUUCCAGUUCCCCUUCAAGAUCAAGAAAGAGAUCAAUAUUUCUUACCGACAUAUUGAUGACACAACCAAAAAAAGGGAAAGGGGAAGGAAUUAAAAUGGAACAGGGAUUGCAUGUUUCACAGAAAUUUUUAUUGUAUCAGUUGUAUUGACUAAACUGAAUCAUAUAAUCACUUUGAGGAUCAGUGUGUUAAAAAGAUAAAAUAGUCUACAUAAAUUCACAAUAAGGAAUGUUGUUCUUAAGUGGUUUCCUCUUUCUUGGUAACAUUAUGCAAUGUUGCUCUUUUUCAUAAUGAGUACCUAUAUGUAUCAAACCUUUUUCUUAUUCAUAUAUGCAUAGCAUGUAUUUUCUUA